Molecule: messenger RNA, 1793 nt
Organism: Porites lobata
Lineage: Eukaryota; Metazoa; Cnidaria; Anthozoa; Scleractinia; Poritidae
Source: the annotation of a GenBank genome assembly
AUGAAAUUUAAAGGACCAUUUAGGUCUGAUGAAGAAUACCCACGAGGUUUGAUUGGACGCUUCGACUGAGGUGAUCAGCAGCAAAUCACUUGCGAGGGAACAUGUCAUUAAUAAUGGUUAUUGCUGUUGGCUAUUCAUGCUCACGUAUAGAAGAUUAUGCACUGAAACAAUUUUUCCCCCGGUAUUAGAGUAGUGGGUAAUAUUUUGAUUUCUAUUAAUGACGAUUUACGCUGCUGAUUUUUUCAUUAUUUAAGAAUCUUCUGUGCUAUUUUGUAGCUUAUAUUUCAUUGCCUUUUUUUGUUUUUGUUUUACCAAAAUAAACAAAACAAACCGGAAAACACCGAUGACCCAACCAGUCUAGUCACGAUAAGUUUCUUAGGCCGUCACGCGAAACUCCUAACUCCUAACUCAAAGACUUGCAAUGGCGGUUUUUUAUGCGUUUUUCUGCAGGUCUGGUAACAGAUAUUCUUAUCUCUCUGGACGAAAGAUAUUUGUAUUUCGGUAACUGGCUUCAUGGAGACCUCAGACAGUAUGAUAUAACAGACACCAAGAAUCCCAAACUGGUUGGCCAGGAAGGUCGGUUACCCUCUAAACGGCUUUCAUAAAGGCUCAACACAGUAUUCAAGUAGAGAAACACAGGAAAGACACACAAUAACUACCGGUACAUAUUAAUUACCAACGCGCUACACGUCUGUAUUCUACAAAUGAUGAAAUAUUUAAGCAAUAGAUCACAGUUUCUAUGGGUUUACCGACGUGAUAACCCACGCGGAAUGUUGAGAGAACACUUGAAAAGCUUAAGUUUUCUAUGAGUUUACCGACACAAUAAACGAUAGAUUUUUAACCAAUCAGAACGCGCGUACUAUCUUAGUUAUAUAUUACAAUAAAAAACAUUUGCGUUGUAUGCUUGAAUUCCUCAUUUAACACCGACUUCUUGACCAUAGCUUUUUGCUUUUUGUUCCGGGGGAAACUAUGAGAACUAUUUGUCAAUCUUUUUAACUCUGGUUAAAUUACCUCUGCUAGCGCAGGGUUCAUCUUAUGUCACUUUUGAACAAAUGUGAUUUCUCAAUCACAACUUAGAACGGAAAGUUAUGCGAGCCGAUUGUCAAAUAUCAAACCAAAAGCUCAAAAUAAGGUACCAACUUUUUAACCGUGAAUCUGCCUAGUAUUAAAUCCCUACGUACAUACUAACCGACCUUUUCUUCCCCGAAUGCUCCCGAAAAUUAAGGAACCCGUUCUGGUAGUAACUUAGACUUGCCUACAAGUCGAGCUCAAAUUUUUUCAUGAGCGCGGAGCGCGAGUGGUAGAUUUUUUAUGUUACCGGAACCGGAAAUGAGAAGCGAAGAACUUUGAGAAAGUCUAGUAGUAACUGUUGAAAACGCAACCCUGUUAUAGGUCAUUAUAGUCAACCCAGUCGUGAAGAUGGGACUCCAUCCAGCGGCUAAUCCCCAUUAGGCCAUUACUGGGACCCCCUACUCCCCCCGCAGCCCUUCCUCCGGCGUUUUCAUGUUUAACACCUGUUAGGUUAUUCCUUUCCUGCCAUCAAACCCUUUUUUCUGAAACCACGCAAAACUAGCUGAUCGCGUAAUUUUUGUGAAACACAGGAGACACAUCAAAUUCGUUUUUGAUCAUUAUAAUAAUUAACAUGUGAUCUUUUUCUGUCUUAGCUCUUCAUUGGUGGUAGUAUAACCAAAGAUGGCUCAGUGAAAGUGAUAGAGGAUAGUGAAUUAAGUGAACAGCUUGACCUGUGCUAUGUGAAGGGAAAGAGAGUCAAGGGUGGGCCACAGAUGUUGUAG